AUGGUCGUGCACAUCCGCGGUUGCAAUUUCAGCACCACGGACAGUUCCCUCUCCAGCUCCAGCCUCGGCACCGACGCCUCCACCCUGCGGGACUCCGCGGCGCCCCAGAGCCCCGGCGGGCUGAGCCGGACCGGCCACACGGUGGUGGCAGUAUGCCUCGGUUUCAUCCUAGUGGCGGGCAUCCUCAGCAACUUCCUCGUUCUUCUCGUCUUCGCGAAGUUUCGCUGCCUCUGGACGCCCAUCAACCUCAUUCUGCUGAACAUCAGCCUGAGCGACAUCCUCGUGUGCGUCUUCGGGACGCCCUUCAGCUUCGCUGCGAGCCUGCACGGGAGAUGGCUGAUAGGGGAGCACGGCUGCAAGUGGUACGCGUUCGCCAAUUCCCUCUUCGGGAUUGUGUCCCUGGUGUCUCUGUCUGUUCUGUCCUACGAGCGUUACACCACCGUGCUGAGCUCCUCGGAGGUUGACAUCUCAGACUUCAGGAAGGCCUGGUUCUGCAUCGGAGGCUCCUGGCUCUACUCGCUCCUCUGGACCUUUCCGCCCUUCCUGGGUUGGAGCAGCUACGGGCCCGAGGGACCCGGCACCACGUGCUCCGUCCAGUGGCACCUCCGUUCACCCACCAGCGUCUCAUACAUUCUGUGUCUGUUCAUCUUCUGUCUGCUGCUGCCCCUUCUACUCAUGGUCUACUCUUAUGGCCGAAUCCUGGUUGCAAUCAGGAGGGUGGGUAAGAUCAACCUGCUGGCAGCUCAGCGCAGAGAGCAGCACAUUCUAGUGAUGGUGUCGUCCAUGGUGUCCUGCUACAUGCUGUGCUGGAUGCCCUACGGCAUCAUGGCGCUGAUGGCCACCUUCGGUAGGUCGGGACUAGUCACUCCCAUGGCUAGCGUGGUGCCUUCCGUCCUGGCCAAGUUCAGCACCGUCGUCAACCCCGUCAUCUACGUGUUCUUCAACAACCAGUUUUCCAGAUGCUUUUUGGCCUUCGUGAAGUGCAGCGGCGACCCCCAGGCUGUUCAAGGAGAGGAGCACACAGCUCGGAGGACAUCGUUCCCUGGUUUCUUUCACGUCCACAGACAGGCCUCCCUCAGCUCUUCACAACCUCAGAUCCUCGGCAGCUGCAGGAGCGCUGCCCUCUGCAGCCGCCACCAUGACCGCCGCACUCUCGUCGUCCACUACACGCCGUAA
This is a messenger RNA of Chelmon rostratus (copperband butterflyfish), 1176 nucleotides long. It is a transcript of the gene tmtops3a, whose product is annotated as teleost multiple tissue opsin 3a. NCBI's taxonomy places the organism in Eukaryota, Metazoa, Chordata, Actinopteri, Chaetodontiformes, Chaetodontidae. Gene Ontology annotation, molecular function: G protein-coupled receptor activity. The transcript has 4 exons. Bases 1 to 1176 code for a protein of 391 amino acids. Gene Ontology annotation, biological process: G protein-coupled receptor signaling pathway; visual perception. Gene Ontology annotation, cellular component: membrane; photoreceptor outer segment. The record is from RefSeq and is a predicted model, not a curated record.